Molecule: messenger RNA, 2791 nt
Organism: Phragmites australis (common reed)
Lineage: Eukaryota; Viridiplantae; Streptophyta; Magnoliopsida; Poales; Poaceae
Product: protein NRT1/ PTR FAMILY 5.2-like
Exons: 3
Coding region: 231-2015 (594 amino acids)
Biological process (GO): transmembrane transport
Cellular component (GO): membrane
Molecular function (GO): transmembrane transporter activity
Source: RefSeq, a predicted model, not a curated record
CAUGCAAAGAGAGCAGGGGGCAAAUGGCAGGCCCCGCGAUAAAAUUCAAUGCAGGGAUCAGAAGUAGCAGCUGCGCCCAGCUACCCAGCCACAGAGCAGCAAUGCAGCCAUGCGGCAGCUACUAGCUAGCCAUUGCAGCGACCGGCCACAGGGCAGCAGUGCAGACGUGCAGUAGCUAGCCAUUGCAGCGGCGACCGAGCUCACUCGCUCGCGCUUUUUGAGGCCAAGCCAUGGAGAACGGCGAGGGAGAGUACACGAAGGACGGCUCCGUGGACCUCCGCGGUAACCCCGUGCUCCGGUCCAAGCGCGGCGGCUGGACCGCCUGCGCCUUCAUCGUCGUGUACGAGCUGUUUGAGAGGAUGGCGUACUACGGGGUGGCGGCGAACCUGGUGAUGUACCUGACGGAGCGGCUGCACCAGGGCACCGUCGAGGCCGCCAACAACGUCACCAACUGGUCGGGCACCGUCUUCCUCACGCCCCUCCUCGGGGCCUUCGUCGCCGACGCCUACCUCGGCCGCUACUGGACCUUCGUCGCCGGCUCCGCCGUCUACCUCACGGGAAUGCUGCUGCUGACGCUGGCGGUCUCCGUGCCAGCGCUGAAACCGCCGCCCUGCAACAUCGUCGGCGGCGGCGCCACCUGCCCAAGCGCCUCCGCCCUGCAGCUGGGCGUCUACUUCGGCGGAUUGUACACCAUCGCGCUGGGCCACGGCGGCACGAAACCGAACAUCUCCACCAUCGGUGCCGACCAGUUCGACGACUUCGACCCGCCGGAGCGGCUGCGGAAGCUCUCCUUCUUUAACUGGUGGAUGUUCACCGUAUUCCUGGGCAUCCUCAUCUCCACCACCGUCCUCGUCUACCUCCAGGACAGCGUCAGCUGGUCGGUCGGAUACGGUGUCCCGACGCUUGCGCUCGCGGCCUCCGUUGCCGUCUUCCUCACCGGCACGCCGCUGUACCGCCACAAGUUGCCGCAGGGCAGCCCGCUCGCGAGGAUGGGCAAGGUGGUCUCCGCGGCCGUGUGGAAAUGCCGCGUCGCGGUGCCGGAAAACCUGGGGGAGCUGCACGAGCUGGAGCCAGAGCACUACGCGAGCAGGAAGAGGUUCCGCGUGGACGCAACCGGCUCCAUGCGGUUCCUGAACAAGGCGGCGGUUAAGGUUGAUGAAGCCCCCGAGUGGACGCUGUGCACGGUGACGCAGGUGGAGGAGACAAAGCAGAUCGCCAAGCUCGUGCCGCUGCUGGCCACCAUGUUCGUGCCGUGCGCUCUGGUGGCGCAGGUGGGCACGCUCUUCGUCAGGCAGGGCGCGACGCUGGACCGCCGCGUCGCGCGCGCGUUCCAGGUGCCCCCGGCCAGCCUCGGCGCGUUCGUCACGCUGACCAUGCUCGUCUGCGUCGCGAUCUACGACCGCGUCCUCGUCCCCGCCGUCCGGAGGCGCACCAAGAACCCGCGGGGCAUCACGCUGCUGCAACGGAUCGGCUCCGGGCUGCUGCUCCAGGUCGUGACGAUGGCGACCACGGCGGCAGUCGAGAGCCGGAGGCUGAGCUUCGCGAGGAGCCACCAAGGGCUGCAGAACCCCACCGCCACGGCCGGCCGCGAGCUGCCGCUGACCAUCUUCAUCCUGCUCCCGCAGUUCGUGCUCAUGGGCGCAGCCGACGCGUUCCUGGUGGUGGGCCAGAUUGAGUUAUUCUACGACCAGGCCCCCGAGAGCAUGAAGAGCCUCGGCACGGCCAUGUCCCUGACGGCGUACGGCGUCGGCAGCGUGCUGAGCAGCGCCAUCCUCUCGCUCGUGGAGCGCGCCACGCGCGGGAGCGGGACGCCCUGGGUGGCCAACGACCUCAACGCCUCGCGCCUCGACCUCUACUACGCGUUCCUCGCCGCGCUCGCCGCGGCGAACCUGGCGGCGUUCGUGGCGCUGAGCUGCAGGUACUCGUACAGGGCGGAGUCCGCGGAGGCGAUCGACGUCGCCGCGCAGGGCGGCGCGCCUAGAGUCCACUUGGAGCCGGAGCCAAUGGCGCCAUGACAAGCUUCCAUGUGUUUCGGCGCGUGAUUAAUCAAGGGACUGUAUGAUUUGGACCAAAGUGAUUGUGACCAUCAAUUGAACUCACCAUGUAGUGCAUCUGUGCAUGUUCCAUCCAUGGAUCGCAUCACCGAACGAACUACUGCAGCAGACAAACUGACGGACGGCGACGCUCAAUGAACUACAUUCUAGAAGCAGGGGCGGGCCCACUCAGGUCAUGAGUGUACACUAAAAAUUUUGCAAUUGUUUUUCCUCUAUGUCUUGAACUUUAAGCAUUCUCUCUAAUCGACCUGACGGGCUGAGCAAACGCCCACGGCCUGAUUGCCCAUGCGGCCACGCCCAGCGUCCCAAGCCAGGCGCCCUCGGGGCCACGAGUACACGCGUUAACGCGUGACGGCCACGACCUGAGAGGCUGAGCCUGCACUCCCACCGUCGGUCCGACCGUGAGAUGGAGGGCGGCGGCGGCGGCGCAAGCGCGGCUAGGCGGGACCAUGGCGGCACAAGCGCGGCUCGACGGGGCGACGCGAGCCAGGCGGGACGGUCUGAUUCAGCUGAAGGCAAAUUUCUUUGGUUCCUACUUCUCACCGUCAUGGUGGCAAAUGUUACGUUUUCUAUCACUUUAUGCUAUGCAAGAAGCAAGAGCGUAAAGUCAACCUAUUUGCUAUUUGGCAUUUUAGCUGUACUGUCGUUACGUGAGUCCAUCACAUAUUUACAGUUAGUACAUUUCUACUUGUUAAUUGCUAUUGGUCUCGUGCAUAGCAUAAUCCAAGCCUAUAGUU